AUGGUUUUGCCUAUUAUUGUCGGUAUUGGAAUAACCACGAUUGCCGUGGUUGCUCGUUCUGGGCUACGAGCAUGGGAUAAGUACUGUCGCUUGACACCACUGAUGAUUGCGCAGUUUAAUAACAUUCAUAUUCCGUUUAAGGAUUUGGAUCAGUUUGGAUCAAAAUAUAGAACGAGAUUAUCUCCAGAACUAUUAACGAAAUUAGAUAGAUACCCGGGAGGGUUUUAUGACAAGAUGUCAGAGACCGAAGCAUUGCUGAUAUUGGGCAUUUCAGCCCGGGAGAUUGAAGCGCUCGAUGAAAGGUUGUUGAGACAGAAACAUCGAAGAGCGAUGAUUAUGAAUCAUCCAGAUAAAGGUGGAAGUCCGUUUAUCGCUUCCAAAAUCAACCAGGCAAGGGACCUCCUAGCAAAUAGUGUAAUACUAAAAGGACCACGUGAUUAA
Messenger RNA from Kluyveromyces lactis, 441 nucleotides. RefSeq names its product Mdj2p (gene MDJ2). Gene Ontology annotation, biological process: protein import into mitochondrial matrix. Gene Ontology annotation, molecular function: ATPase activator activity. The record is from RefSeq and is a predicted model, not a curated record. The transcript has a single exon. NCBI's taxonomy places the organism in Eukaryota, Fungi, Ascomycota, Saccharomycetes, Saccharomycetales, Saccharomycetaceae. Gene Ontology annotation, cellular component: PAM complex, Tim23 associated import motor. The coding region runs from base 1 to 441 and encodes 146 amino acids.